This is a messenger RNA of Striga asiatica, 768 nucleotides long. The record is from the annotation of a GenBank genome assembly. Lineage: Eukaryota; Viridiplantae; Streptophyta; Magnoliopsida; Lamiales; Orobanchaceae.
AUGGAAGCUCAAAUUUCCGAAAAAGAAGAAGAUGGUGAAGAAGAAGUAACACGGACCGAACUAAUUCCAAUACAUGAAUUUCUGAAACACGUUGACGUUCCAUCCCUAAGAGCCGUGAGAGACGCCUAUCCCGAAGGACGGCUGAUAACGAGUCAUGCGGACGUUUUCACUGCCUUUGCCAUUCUGGAAGAAGAUGAAGGGGACGAGCUCUCCGACGCGAUCAUGGCUAUCGAACACGCGAGCGAAUUGACGACGACCGAUGUACUUCUGUGGACGAGGGAGGAGGCGUUGUCUCUACUCGAUCAAAUCCGAGUGAAACUUAACCCCGACGAAGUUCUCCAGAAAGUGUGGGAUCAGAUUGCUGUGGAGAAUGCACACUUGAGGGCGAGGCCGUUGAGAAAUGAAGAGCCUGCCACUGGGAGGGACAAUGCAGAAGUUGAUGCCAAGAGCGAUGAAGUUAGUGCAGGGAAGAAGGAAGCUGUGGGGAAAGAUGCAGAGCAAUAGGGAUUCAUUGAUGCUGUUGAUAUUCUACUUAGGUAGCCAUAGAGAUUCUUUGAUGCUAUUGACGUUCUAAGGUUCACAUAAGUUUGAGGUUUACUAGUUUUUCUGAGGUUUACUAAUUUUUCUAAGGUUUACAUGAGUUUGAGAUUUACCACUUUUACUAGGCUGCUGCUAAAAUCUUAAAGGUGACUGAAUGUUUGUUGGUUUACAAGUUUUACUAGGCUGCUGCCGAAAACUUAAAAGUGACCACAUGUUUGUUGUUUUUAC